AAUGUUCUCAAUUUUUUAUUUAAGAAUAAAAAGAUUAAGUUUACGUUUUAUCGCUACUAAUUCAAAUUUAACCUAUCUUAAUAUAAAUACUAACAAGUAGGGACAUAGAUUUGCGUAUUAGUUACUGACUGUUAAUAUAUACGAAAAUCAGGAUAAGGUACGUAAAAAUGAUAAAGGUGUAAAGGUCAAAUGUUUCCAUUAUUUCAGUGUUAAAAGUACAGUUGGAAUAAAAGAAUGAGUUUUAUGACGGAGCGAAAGUCAAAAGGUGCGGACGAACAGUUACAAGCAUUUCUAGAGAGAGAAAGUAAAAGUCAACAGUUUCAGAGACUGGGACACAAGCUAACUGACGUUUGUUGGGAUAUCUGUGUCAAAGCAUCCAGUCAUUCUUUGGAUUACACUACUAAAAAUUGCUUGAUCAAUUGUGUGGAGAGAUUCAUUGAUACAAGCAAUUUCAUUGCCUAUAGAUUGGCAAACAUAGCUUUAGCUAAUAAUCCCAAAGAAGAGGAUUUAGAAUAA
This is a messenger RNA of Osmia bicornis bicornis, 516 nucleotides long. RefSeq names its product mitochondrial import inner membrane translocase subunit Tim8 A-like. The record is from RefSeq and is a predicted model, not a curated record. The coding region runs from base 235 to 516 and encodes 93 amino acids. The transcript is spliced from 2 exons. Lineage: Eukaryota; Metazoa; Arthropoda; Insecta; Hymenoptera; Megachilidae.